GGGCAAACUAAGCAUUCGGAUAUGGGAAGUAAAGUCAAUCCAUCAUCAGCGGUAUCUGCAACAUCGCAACUAUAAGUACAGGCGUUUUGCUGCUGUUCAUCAUGGCAAUUACACUCCAGGCUCAUCGGUUUCUAAAUCUAUCUUCAUCGUCAAAAGCUGCUAAAAUGGUUGCUGCCAUCAUAUGCACCAGCCUUUUGCUUCUCGGUCUCGGCCAAGCAGCAACCGUUCCUCUUCCUCCGGGCACUGGACCAUGCGACGUCACGCUCAAGGCCAGUGAACUAGUCGACUGGUCUCGAACCAAUCCAUUCAACCCAAAAGGGGGGAAACGUGCCCUCAUGGUCACAACCUUUACACCCUUCAAAUGCGGGGGUGUGCUCUCUGAAUCCUACAUGCCAGAUGCAACAGCAGCAUAUGAAGAUGAAACAUUCCAGUCUUUCGGGCUACCUGCAGGAACGUUCGAAUCCUUUCGCAUCCAGACACAGCAACAGCCACUCUCGUCUAGUAACAACGAAAGUUACCCAAUUGUGCUAUUCUCACCGGCCCUGGGAGUAUCAAGAUUGAUGUACACCUCGCUGCUUCAAGACAUUGCCAGUCACGGGUUUGCUGUCAUCUCUGUCGAUCAUCCGUAUGAUGCCAAUAUUGUGGAAUUUCCCGAUGGUAGUACUGUUAUCGGUAUCCUCGACAACACCACAACAGACGCACAAUACACUUGGGCAAUGAACGUUCGCGUCCAAGACAUGAUCUUUGUUUACAACCAAACCCACAACGAGACGGCGGUUAGAGAUAUAUUCCCCUUGUCACUAAAAAAUUCACAUCUACUCUCUCUCGACCGAGUAUCCAUCACCGGCCAUUCCCUCGGCGGAGCUACAGCAGCGCAGACAAUGUUAGUUGACAACCGAUUCGUCGGAGGCAUCAAUUUAGAUGGUACAUUCUGGGGAUCCGUUCUUAAAAAGGGACUGUCCAACCCGUUCCUAAUGUUCAGUAACGCGAAUCACACCGCAGAAACUGAUUCCAGCUGGGGAACGUUCUGGUCGAAUUUACGAGGAUGGAGAUUGGAGCUACGACUCGCACAGUCUAAGCACUAUUCCUUUUCCGACGUUCCGGUGCUGAUAGAUUCUGUGAGUAUAUCUGACGAAGUGAAAGAAAUUGUUCAAGCGACUUAUGUUGGAACAAUUGGCGCUUUGCGCGCUAAGAAUGUGGUUGUCUCAUAUAUGGUUGCUGCCUUGCAGUAUUUUGCUUAUGGGCGCACGUCGGAUCUACUGAGUGGCCCAUCUGCGGCGUAUCCGGAUGUCACUUUUCCUAGGGAUAACACGGACUACACAGGCACCACGUCUACUGAAAUCAACACUGAACCCUCCCACAGGCGUCCCACCAACGACCAUGACUGGUCCUUAUUACUAUUAUCAACUGUGUCAGCAUCAUUAUCAUCAUCGUCAACAUCAUCUUCAACAGCAACAACAAUAACAACCUACUUCAUCAUCCUCCGCACCAGCAACACCACCCACCUCGACAACCUAGGCGCCAGCAUCCUCAACGUAAACGGCACAACCAACCAAACCACCGCAAUCUUCAACUGUCAAAGCAGCAAACUCGGCAACUGUCUCAUCACAGUACCAGUAUCAGCAACGAACGGCCCGUCAACUGCAGAACUCACUCUCACGAGCGUCGACUCAAUCACUCCCUUAACCCAUCGUCUGAAGUCUACCACAUCGAUGGUGAUCCAAUAUGCGAUCCAUACUUACGUCGUUCAAUGUGACAUUACAGCCUCCUUUAAUGCUUCCUGCACUACUACAGAUUAUGCUUGGGAGUCCUCUGCUGCCUUCACGUUUCCUUAUACGUCGACCUAUUCGAGGACGGUGUCAGCUCUAGCGUAUAUGUCUAUUCCGAUUACAGCUGGGUUGGAGAAGUUGAGUAGAUCGGUUGGUGUGUCUACGGCGGUUGCAGAUCCUACUACAUCUGCCACAGAAGGAACGGUGCCACAUCCUGAAGAGCAUUUCAAGAGCCCAUUGGCGUGGAUAGCAGCCCCCAUCGUGCUUCUUGUUGUGGCGGGUGCUUUGAUCGCUAGUGUUAUGCUCUGGCGGAAACGGAAGAGAUCUGCUGAUCAGCCAGCAUCAUCGGAGGGUGAGGAGGAUACGGCCUGGGGUGGUUUUGGGAAGGCGGAGCUGCCGACUGCGGGGUGUGGUAUUGUGGAGGCUCUGGGACAUGAGCAGGAGUGGGUCGAGUUGGUCGCGGUUGGGAAUGAGAUAUCGGAGCUGCCGACGAACUGGAAUGUGGCGGAGUUGUCAGCUCAUUGGGACGUGGCGGAGUUGCCUGGGUAG
Molecule: messenger RNA, 2318 nt
Organism: Aspergillus eucalypticola CBS 122712
Lineage: Eukaryota; Fungi; Ascomycota; Eurotiomycetes; Eurotiales; Aspergillaceae
Product: PAF acetylhydrolase family protein
Exons: 2
Coding region: 102-2318 (738 amino acids)
Molecular function (GO): 1-alkyl-2-acetylglycerophosphocholine esterase activity
Source: RefSeq, a predicted model, not a curated record